AUGUCCCGCAAUGGAUCGUUUCGUCCUCGCAUUCGCCGCGUCGUUCGCCGCAUCCACAAUGGAUCGUUGCGUGCUCGCAUUCUGCAAGCGCAACAAAAUCGAUCGUUGCGCGCUCCUAUUAGGAUCCGAGAAUCAGCAUUGCGCGCAAUUCAGGAGACUUUUGACGCCUACAUUGUUGGGAUGUUGGAGGAAGCCAUCAACCAGGGUGAAGGUGAAGGGACCGAUGGAAACACAGGCAGCACACUCUGA
Messenger RNA from Seminavis robusta, 249 nucleotides. The record is from the annotation of a GenBank genome assembly. Lineage: Eukaryota; Bacillariophyta; Bacillariophyceae; Naviculales; Naviculaceae.